UGUUGAAAGCUAUCAACCAGCAUCUCCAUUCCAUCCGGGAUAGUUUUCUGGGAUGCAGGGACGGCGGCGGUAAUGGCUGACUGGGUGGAAGCACUGGAUUAAAUGGUUCUGAUACUGGCAGGUCUGACAUUGUGAUCUCAGACUUGUACAAUACUUGAAGGACAUAGACACAAGCCAGUGGGACAAGGUCAGUUUGUCUGGGGACCGUCACGAUGUCUAAGACCAGAGAGUCAGUCAAGGUGGUGGUCCGCUGUCGACCCAUGAAUGAGAAGGAGCGGGCAGCCAACUUUGAGAAGGUGGUGCAGGUGGAUGUGAAGCUGGGCCAGGUGGCCGUGCGAAACCCCCGGGGGGCUGCAGCCCACGAACACCCCAAGGUCUUUACAUUUGACUCUGUGUACGACUGGAACUCCAAACAGGUAGAUCUCUAUGAUGAAACCUUCAGGCCCCUGGUAGACUCCGUUUUGCUUGGUUUCAAUGGGACCAUAUUUGCAUACGGCCAGACGGGUACAGGAAAGACCUACACUAUGGAGGGGGUGCGCAAUGACCCAGAGAGAAGGGGUGUAAUCCCCAAUUCCUUUGAGCACGUCUUCACACACAUCUCCCGCUCCCAGAACCAGCAGUACCUGGUGCGGGCCUCGUACCUGGAGAUCUACCAGGAGGAGAUCAGGGACCUGCUGUCCAAGGACCAGUCCCGCCGGCUGGAGCUGAAAGAGAGGCCAGACACAGGUGUAUACGUCAAGGACCUGUCCUCCUUCGUCACUAAGAGCGUACGAGAAAUAGAGCACGUCAUGAACGUGGGGAAUCAGAACCGCUCGGUGGGCUCCACCAAUAUGAACGAGCACAGCUCCCGAUCACAUGCCAUCUUUCUUAUUACCGUCGAGUGCAGCGAGCUGGGUGUCGACGGAGAGAACCACAUUCGAGUUGGCAAACUGAACCUGGUGGACCUGGCUGGCAGUGAGAGGCAGACCAAGACAGGAGCCCAAGGAGAGCGCCUGAAGGAGGCUACCAAGAUCAACCUGUCCCUGUCAGCCUUGGGGAAUGUCAUCUCUGCCCUAGUGGACGGCAGGAGUACCCACAUCCCCUACCGCGACUCCAAGCUCACCCGCCUGCUACAGGACUCCCUUGGGGGCAAUGCCCGCACAGUCAUGGUGGCUAACAUCGGACCAGCCUCUUACAACGUGGAGGAAACACUGACCACGUUACGCUACUCAAACCGCGCCAAGAACAUCAAGAACAAGCCCCGCGUCAACGAGGACCCUAAAGAUGCUCUGCUCAGGGAGUUCCAGGAAGAGAUUGCUCGGCUCAAAGAGCAGUUAGAGAAACGCUCAGGGAAGAAGAAGAAGAAGAGGAGGAGGAGGGGGGUUGGAGAAGCUGGGGAUGAACUAGAAGAGGACACUGAGGAUGGAGAGACUGAGGAGGAGGAGGAGGAUGAUGGUGCAGAACCAGCUGAUAAAGUGGGUGCAGAUUAUUGGCGUGUACAGCAGGAGAAGUUGGAGAGGGAGAGGAAGGCCAUCAUGGAGGAUCACAGUCUGGUGGCAGAGGAGAAACAGAGGCUGCUAAAAGAGAAGGAGAGGAAGAUGGACGCCCUGAAAAAGGAGCAGGAGGCAGGCGAGAUGCUGACUGCCAAAGUUAAGGCGAUGGAGAGUAAGCUUCUGAUGGGUGGGAAGAACAUAGUAGACCACACCAAUGAGCAACAAAGGAUCCUGGAACAGAAGAGACAGGAAAUCGCUGAGCAGAAACGCAGAGAGAGGGAGAUGAAACAGCAGGUGGAGAAUCGUGACGAGGAGACCCUGGAGUUGAAGGAGACGUACAGCUCUCUACAACAGGAAGUAGACAUCAAGACCAAGAAGCUGAAAAAGCUGUUUGCGAAGCUGCAGGCAGUGAAAACUGAUAUCCAUGAAGUCCAGGAGCUGCACAGCAAGGAGAGACAGGAGCUGGAGCAGACCCAGAAUGAGUUGACCAGGGAUCUCAAACUCAAGCAUCUCAUCAUUGAGAACUUCAUCCCCGUGGAGGAGAAGAAUAAGAUUGUGAACAGGGCGUUCUUGGACGAGGAGGACGACCACUGGAAGAUGCGUCCCAUCACACGCAUAGAGGAUGACCAGCAGAUGAUGACCAGGCCAGUGUCAGCGGUGGGCUACAGACGACCCCUGAGUCAGCACGCCCGCACCUCCAUGGUGAUGAAGGCUGACGUCAGGUACAAGGCUGAGAAUAUCCUGAUGCUGGAGAUGGACCUGCCUGCUCGGACCACUAAGGAGUAUGAGGAGCCGGUCAUAGCGCCCACGGUAGCAGCAGCGCUGGAGGAUGCACUGCGUGAAGAAGAUGAGAUUCAGGUGGAUGCCUCCGGGUUCCACAGCAGCCUCGGACCCACCCAGACCACCAGCACUGGGGCCGGCAAGAAACCAAAGUCUGGCCGACCUAAAACGGGUAAGAAGACUGUCACCCCCACCUCUCCAUACAGCCUCUCCAGCCCAGGACAUCCUUUAUACCCACAAUCCCGUGGGCUGGUGCCCAAGUGAUCACCCCACACCUUUCUGUUUUGGGACUCAAAGACUGCUUUUUGUUUUGUUCCUCUGCUGAGUCUUGGAGACUGAUUUGCAGAGAAAGUAAAGGAGACUCAGAUUAAAGCUUAUUUUUAUUUUACCUGAGAACGUAGCUGUUUAUAAUGUUUGUUUUUUUAAGAGAUUUGUUACAAUCUUACCAUCCCAAAUGGUUUCUGGACCAAUACGUUUCUGAGCUGCACGUUUCCUCCUGGGCCCCUCCCAGGUCUGCAGUAUGAUGGGAUGUGGACAUGGGGGGGGCUGACAUCUGAUGGGGCACAUGACAGCUGUUACAUGUCAUUGACAUGCUGUGUGUUUCUGUGCUGCAUGUCUGUCCAGAAGUGGUUGUGCUUCCUACUUUAGGUUUACAAUGGAGUGCUGUUAUCCAGGAGGUCUGUCUGUUGCCCUAGAGAAGUGGGGAGUCUGUCUGUACUGCAUGGUGAAGUGUACAGGCUGGAGGGUGAAGCACACUACAGCACGUCUCUGUCGCGUGGUGGGGGCCGCUUGCUGCUGGAAUCACUAGAUGCUGUUCUUUCUGGCGCACAUGAUGGAUGAUGUGACGACGAAGACAGGGAGAAGAUGACGCGACAACAGGAUAGUGGGGAACGAGAGGUCAACACAAACCAAAUCUAUCAGGGUUCCAAGGUGCCUUUAUAUUCUCCUACAGGGACAGGCUAAAGGAGAGGAUGGAGGGGUUGUAUCGUUUCCCCAGCCUCAUCGUUAUCAACCUCACAUCUGGCUGUGUUCCUUGGAAUCAACUGAUUUCUUGUACUUGAGAGAGAUUAAAUGGAGCUGAAGGUUGGGACGAAUAACUAAUGUAAAACAUACUGUCCGUAAAACAUUUAUAGGUUAACAAGAGCAGGCUGAAAUACUGUACAUUAAAACCUACUAAAGCAGGAGCUCUUCUACCUACUAUAUCAGAGGCCUCCAUCAAAAUAAAAUAGACUUGGUCUGGAAAAUGAAGGUAGCUUUCCGUGUAUGUUUUGGAUAAAUAUGCAGUCUUAAUUCACACGGUUGAAACCUGCAUGUCUGACUACUGUUCCCACCUCGUGUCACUGUGAGGGCUGUGCUGCCGCUUGCUGCUGCUACUGGGUUCUACUACCCUGUGACAUAGUGUGUAUAUAGAGAGCAACAUGUCCAUAGAUAAUCCUGCAGCACCUUUUCAGUUGUAGAAAUUAUACAAGUAAAUAGCUGUCAAUAGUGGAGAAGUUAACUUAUUACCACUUUUCAUUUUUAUAAACAAGUGUAGAUAAAAAAAACAUUUUAAAGUUUUAUUUUUGGAUUUGUAUAAUUUCAACUUUAUGUACACAUUUUGUUUUAUUGGUUACUCCCCCCCCCCCCCCCUCCCUGACACAGUACACAUUUAAUAAAUGGCUUUAGUUCAAAUCUUUAGGUUAAAUUUAAUUUAUGUUUUAAGUGUUCUCUUAAUGUGAUGUUCACUCAGAUUGUGUGAGAAAGCAUAUGUUGGGACAUGUAUACACAGAGUAUAGCAAACAUUAGGAACACCUAUUGAGUUGCAUCCAUCCCUCCCCUUUACCCUCAGAACAGCCUCAAUUUGUCAGGGCAUGAAGUCUACGAGGUGUCGAAAGCGUUCCACAGGGAUACUGGCCCAUGUUGGCUGGAUGUCCUUUGGGUGGUGGACCAUUCUUGAUACACACGGGAAACUGUUGUGUGAAAUCCAGCAGCGUUGCAGUUCUUGCCACAAAGCGGUGUGCCUGGCACCUACUACCGUACCCCGUUCAAAGGCUCUUGUCUUGCCCAUUCACACUCAAUGGCACAUACCAGCCAUGUCUCAAGGCUUAAAAAUCCUUCUUUAACCUGUCUCCUCCCCUUCAUCUACACUGAAGUGGAUUUAACAAGUGACAUCAUAGCUUUCAGCUGGUCAGUCUCAUGGAAAGAGCAGGUGUUCUUAAUGGUUUUGUACACUGUACAUUUGCCAUGAGAAUCUUUAUACAAUGGUUAGCCCCUGAUUUAAAUUCUCUGAUCUUAUGAAAGCUAACAAUUACACUACAUAUUGCAUGAUUUUAGAAAAUUCUUACCAAUUGUCACCAAGCCAUAGAAUUUGGUAAAUGUGAAUUGCUUGAUAAUCCCUCAAUUUUAACCGCACCACACCCAGACUCCAUGUAUCCGUGUAGAAGACGUUUGACCGAGAUGAAUCUCUGAUAUUGUUUUAGCCAAGUUAAGAGUGCUGGUGCACUACAAUCUGGUGCUGACUGGGAAAGCAGAAGUCCUUUUUCUUGUACAUUUCUUUUAAUAAAGACUUAAAAUUA
Molecule: messenger RNA, 4807 nt
Organism: Salvelinus fontinalis (brook trout)
Lineage: Eukaryota; Metazoa; Chordata; Actinopteri; Salmoniformes; Salmonidae
Product: kinesin-like protein KIF3B
Exons: 9
Coding region: 213-2516 (767 amino acids)
Biological process (GO): microtubule-based movement
Molecular function (GO): ATP binding; microtubule binding; microtubule motor activity
Source: RefSeq, a predicted model, not a curated record